UUUUAGCGAUACCACUUUCUCUCUCUUCCUUUACUUUAAUUUUUAUUUUGUCCUCCUCACCAACAAAAAGCCAAUAAUAAUAAUAUCCUAUAUCUUCUCCUCCUCCAUCAUCAAUCAUCGGGAAAAAAAAAUCUAGGGUUUCUUCAUCUCUAUUCAUUUCACUUCCAAUCUAUUUAUCCAUUUCAGAAAUGGAGGAGCAGAAGAAGAAAGUAGAGAAGAGAAGUGCAUGUGAUUACUGUAACGAAUCAGUAGCAAUAUUAUAUUGUAGAGCUGAUUCAGCUAAAUUAUGUUUAUCAUGUGAUUAUCAUGUUCAUUCAGCUAAUGAUUUGUCUAAAAAGCAUAUCAGGUCACAGAUCUGCGAUAUCUGUAAUUCAAAACCUGUUUCUGUUCGCUGUGUUCACGAGAAUCUCGUUCUUUGUCCUGAUUGUGAUUUUGAUUCUCAUGAUGUUAAUUCGAAUCAUCAUCAGCGGUGUCAGAUUGAAGGUGUUACAGGUACUCCUUCACCUUUAACGCUUGCUGAGAAUUGGGGGUUUGAUUUGAAUGAUCUUGAUGUCGCUAACCGUAAACAGAGGAAGAAGAACGAAUUUGAAGAUGAAAAAAACGGAGAUUCUUUGUUAUCGAGGGAUUCAAUGUUUCAGAAUUGGUCGAAUUUGGAUUCGAUAUUGUCAGUUGAUUCAUCGUGGAUGUCUAAAUCAUCGAGUAAUAAUAAUACGUCUUCCAUGAUGGGAUUUCAAGAUCUAAUGGUUCCAAAUGAGAAUAAUAGUCGUAAUUUUAAUAAUCAUAAUAAUUCGGCGGCAUUGUUUCCGAACGUUCCGUGUGCUGAGAAGAAGAAACAACAGAGUAACCCGAUUUGUGGCAAGUAUAAGAAUGUGAUGCUCAAGCAAUUGAUUGAGUUGAUUAGAAGAGAUCCCAUUGAUGAUGGUGGUGGCGGCGACGAUGAAUUUAGUAAUGAGGACUGGAAGAAGGGAGAUAAUGAUUCUAGUAAUGGAGUUAAUGAUGAGACUAUGGAUGGAAUUAAUGAUUCUUUACAGCAACAAAUACCGUUUACUUCGUUGCUAAUGCUGCCUGUGAGAUCUGAUGUGAAGGGGUCAGCGGCUAAUAAUGAAGAUAAUUUCUGGGAUUGUAUGCCGCAAUCCGAGCAGUCUAGUCAGAUAUGGGAUUUUAAUUUAGGAAGAUCUAGAGGCAAUGAAGAGCGCAAUCAAAGAGAAGUUGAAUAUGGUACAAAUGAACCUGAAUAUCUGAUGGAGAGUUACAGUAAGUUUAUUAGACAACCCUCCUUCACAACUUCAGCUAUGCUAGAUGAACCAUACAGUGGGAAUUACUCCAGUAUGCUCGAGGACAACGAAUCACAAAUUGCAAACCAAAGACUAACAACAUCAGGGAGCAAUAACAUAUCUAAAACGACUCAGUUCUCAGGUUCGAUUGUUCCUAAAUCCGAAUCUUGCAGUUACAUGGAACAACCUUUCCUAGUUAAAGGCGGUAUUGUGAGGGCAACAACAAAGGCUGACAUGGAGUUGCUAGCACAGAACAGAGGCAGCGCGAUGUUACGGUACAAGGAGAAAAAGAAAACCCGCAGGUAUGAGAAGCACAUCCGAUAUGAGUCAAGAAAGGCCAGAGCUGAUACUAGAAAGCGUGUGAAGGGUAGGUUUGUCAAAUCGAAUGAAGUUCCGAAUGUUGAAAAUUGCAGCUGAUUUCAGCUUUUCCCAACCCUUUCUGUAAAAAAGGCACUCUGAUGUCAUCUGCAGUUGUUAGUUGAGCCAACUAUCAAGGUGCUCAUGACAUUGUUGGUGCCGUAUGUAAAUAUUAUACAAUUUCAUUGCACUACCAAAUGUAUAAAAUUUGAGUGGAGUCUCUUUUGAUACGGGCCUACUAGUUUGAUUUCA
Papaver somniferum (opium poppy) is the source of this 1883-nucleotide messenger RNA. Its product is annotated as zinc finger protein CONSTANS-LIKE 13-like. The coding region runs from base 189 to 1691 and encodes 500 amino acids. The transcript has 4 exons. The record is from RefSeq and is a predicted model, not a curated record. Gene Ontology annotation, molecular function: protein binding; zinc ion binding. NCBI's taxonomy places the organism in Eukaryota, Viridiplantae, Streptophyta, Magnoliopsida, Ranunculales, Papaveraceae.